AUGGAGACUGAAUUACAAAAGAGGUUUUUGCAUUCUGAUGCUUAUACUAUCAUAACUGAACUGAAAACGCUGUUUCAGGAUCAGGCAAGGAUAAAGCGAUAUGAGACUCACAAGGCUAUACUUGAUAGCAAGCUUGUGAAGGGAAAACCAGUGAGUCCUCAUGUAAUUAGCCUAACUGGGCUUUUCAAGAGGAUGGAAAAUCUGGGGACCCCAUAUGACCAAGAGUUGGCCACUGAUAUUAAGAAGGAAGUUCUAAAUGUCAACAAUGGGAAGGGGUUUAAGAAGGUGACUAAGAAAAAGAACAAUGACCAAGAGAAAGGCAAGCAAGUUGCCAAACCCAAUGGUGGUGAGAAGCCAAAGAUGGUUGAUGAUCAUGAUUGUUUUUACUACAAGGCCAAGGGACACUAG
Messenger RNA from Impatiens glandulifera, 408 nucleotides. RefSeq lists its product as uncharacterized. The transcript has 2 exons. The record is from RefSeq and is a predicted model, not a curated record. Lineage: Eukaryota; Viridiplantae; Streptophyta; Magnoliopsida; Ericales; Balsaminaceae. Bases 1 to 408 code for a protein of 135 amino acids.